CACUAAGUCGUCGGAAUUCCGUCGGAAAAUACCGACGGAAUGUGUCCGUCGGAAAAUACUGACGGACACGUUCCGUCGGAAUUUCAAUUAGCCCGGGAGAACCAAACCGCUUGAAAAUUUUCGCGAAUCGGCAUUUGGUAUAUUUUAAAUAUACCGACGGAAUACCAACGAACCCGUGUCCGUCGGAAUCCUCGGAAAUAAAAACCCUCCUCCUUUCUUCUUCGUUAUCUCCGCGGCCUCUCUCUCUCUCAAAACUCUCCGGCGAUUUCGGCGAUUUCGGCGACUCUCCGCGAUUCCGGCCUCUCUUCACCGGCGAAUCCCCUCCUCACCCUCCUAUCUCUUCCCCAAACCCCAAAUCAUGGCCGAGGAUGAAGCCCGCCCCGCAGCCCGUCUUCGACGUAGUUCGGUGAGCGGUUCCCGUGCAUCGGUAUCGUCUCAUGACUCGGUUCCCGCAUAUAUUCCCGCUCCAGCUCCCUCUGCCCCUCACGCUGCCCCUCACGCUGCUGCUCAACAGGAUCCGGGGGUCAUGCCGGUUCAUCUAUUGGUUCAACAACCAGGUCGAGAGCAUCUCCCGUUUCUCCAACUCAACCCACGACGAGGCCAUAGCACUUGGUUCACCAAGUCGAAAAAUGGCAUUAGCCGGAGCAUCAACCAGAUGAUGUACUCCAUGCUCCGUUUUGGAUAUCCAAAGUGGAGUGUGAUCCCUUCCGACGAACGAGAGUUGUGGUUUCGUCAGUUUGCGCAAGAGUUCAACUGGCACUCCGAUCUUACGGAAACAGUCCGUAAGAAAUUCAACGAAAAGGCCAUGGACUCUUACACAAAGCAGAUAAACGCGUGGAAGACAGUUUGGCAGAAGAACAAGAAGCCACGGUUCAUCAACGGGGGGGUGUGGGAGCAGUUGAUAGCUCAUUGGGAGAGGGAAGACACUGCAGAGACGUCUUCUAGGAACUAUUUCGGUUUGUAUGAAUUUUAA
Molecule: messenger RNA, 973 nt
Organism: Brassica oleracea var. oleracea
Lineage: Eukaryota; Viridiplantae; Streptophyta; Magnoliopsida; Brassicales; Brassicaceae
Exons: 4
Coding region: 359-973 (204 amino acids)
Source: RefSeq, a predicted model, not a curated record